AUCCUUUAAUUAUCCGAAUGAUUUUUUUAAAUUUUAUACAACAUGAAUUUCAUUUGUUUACAAUUUCGUUAUAAAUACUAAGAUAAGGAAGAACAAAGCAUUUGCGAGAAGCAAAAUCAUAAUAAGUGGCACUGCUAGUCCCGGCAAAAGGCGAUACAAAGUCAUGACAAAAGAUAUUGAUGUCAUGAGGAGUGAAUCUGAUGAUGAUGAUAUAUGAGGUAAAAUAGAGUACUAUUUGCACACUAGGUUAAGUCAAACUCUACUGAUUGAUGUAGGUCAAAUUCUGCUGGUCGAUUUAGGAGAUGCGCUGAGAAAGUUUAGUAUUUUCCUAUUAGAGAAAAGAAAGAACAAGAACCCCAACAGCUUAUAUAUGAGUCUAGAAUAUGGGGAUCGGAAGAAGAAAAAAUUGUGACAUAUGAAGGAAUAAAGUCUUAAAGUUGCAAAUUGAGUACCAGAGAGUUCUUACUGUGGAGAAAAGAAGAAGUAAGAAAAUAUGCUUCAGACAUUGUCAUUCUUUGUCGUUCCUUGGUCAUUACGAUAACUUAAUGUUAUUUUUUGGUUUUAAGUCUCGCCAUAUUCACUCUAUCGUUUUAAGUAAUACAUACUUUUCUUAUAUCAAUUUCGUAUUUUUUUCAGAAUUUUAACUAGUUAAGAUAAAAUAUCAAAUAUGUAUUUAAAUCCAAAUUUAAAUACAAAAUUGAAAAAUAUAUUGAGAAGUUAGAAACAAAAUCUAAUAGUAAUACACCCCAAAAGAUAAUAACAAAAAUUAUCAAAAUCUUAUUCGUAUUUUAUGUUUAACACGUAAGCAAAAUCUUAUCGUUUACAAAAUCUAUAAUAGAUUUCAUUGUUAUCCUUUAAUUAUCCGAAUGAUUUUUUUCUAAUCUUAUACGAGAUGAAUUUCAUUUUCUUAUAAUUUCGUUAUAAAUACUAAGAUAAGGAAGAACAUAUCAUUUGAGAUAAGCAAAAUCAUAAUAAGUGAUACUACUAAUCUCAACGAUAAGCCAUAUAAAGUUAUGACAAAAGUUAUUGAUCUAAAGAGGAGCAAAUCUGAUGAUGGUGAUCUAUCAAGUAAACCUAGAUUACUACUUGCAGACCAGGUUAGGUUAAAUUCUACUGGUCCAUUUAGGUCAAAUUCUCUUGAUCGAUUUCUGAGACGUGCUGAGAAAGUUUGGGCAGUUUCUACCAUAGAAAAGAAAGAUGUUGAAUCUCAUAAGCCUAUACUGGAGUCUAAUCAGGGACCAGGAGAAGAAGAAGAAAAAGUUGGUGAUCUGGUGCAGGUGGGACAAAACAACUAUUUCAUAGUUGACAUCUUCGAGAAAGAGAUCAUGGAGUUAGGAGACAAAGUGGAUCUAAACUUCAAGACAUUCAACAACUUCGAAGUUGUUGAUGGAGGCGCUCCAUUGGAUCACCACUUCUACAAAUACAGGUGUUGUUACUCCUCUUGCUUCUGCUUUUGCACAAACAUUAAUGUAGAGAGAGAGUGGGUAAUUCUAAAGAGACAACUAGCCUUAUGGGAGAAGAAGGAAGUCAGCUUCUGUGUGAGAACUUACACUGAAAGAAAAGAGCUGAUGAGAGUUGCUGCAACCGUGACAAAUGGUGAUCAGAGUCACAGCUUGUUCUUCUUUGACAUUAAGUUCCCUAAGAAGUAUCCAUACCAAGCACCGAGUUUCUUCUACCAUCCAUAUGGUCUUCCUUUGAGUAAUCUUGGAACUAAAAAGAAAUUGAGACCUCAACUGCGUUACAACAUAUUAGAUGUGUUUCUCCACAUUGAAGAGAUUGUGAUGAUGAACACCACCAACAAGUCUUGUCGUCAGAUGUUGGAUAUGCUGAAACAGCCGCCCAUGGGGUUUGAGGAUUUUGUGAAGGGGCAUUUCAGGAAGAAGGGUGCUUUCAUUCUGAAGAACAUGAUGGAUGAGAUGGAUUUGGACAAGGAGAGUGAUAAGAACAUGUUCUUGAAGACUUACAUUGCCUUGGAAGACAACAAAGCUUACUGUGAGCAUCUUCUCAACAGUGAUCUUAAAGAAGAGCUGGAGAGGUUCAAGGAGAAAGAGUCGUCACUAUGCGAGCAUAGCAGGUUCAAUGACAAUCAAGAGACAUCCAGACACCAAAACUCUUGGACCAAGUAUUCAUUUCUAUAGUUUGUGUUUAUCUUGCCUUUUUGUUGUGUGUUUCAGAGAUUUUAAUAUGGUAAAGGUUCUUAUAAGACGAACAAGUAACUUAUUAUGAAGGGUCAUAGUCUUGAAUAAAGUAGAUGAUGUUUUACAGCAAAAGAAACUCAUGAGUAAUACAUCAGUUCGCCUCAUCAAAAGGGUGAGUUUUUCUAAACGGUGACUGUGAUGGCUUCAUCAAGAGCGAUCACACCCGGAAGUACUUUGCCUUCCAAGAGCUCCAAGCUGGCUCCACCACCAGUGGAGAUGUGACUCAUGACUCCUGCAACUCCUACUUUCUCCACUGCAGCCACUGAGUCUCCUCCUCCUAUGAUAG
Messenger RNA from Brassica rapa (field mustard), 2484 nucleotides. RefSeq lists its product as uncharacterized. The record is from RefSeq and is a predicted model, not a curated record. Gene Ontology annotation, molecular function: ubiquitin conjugating enzyme activity. Lineage: Eukaryota; Viridiplantae; Streptophyta; Magnoliopsida; Brassicales; Brassicaceae.